AUGGCGAACCCGCAAGACCACGUCGGCAUCGUUAUCGACGACGACGAUGAUCCCAUCCCUCAUCCACGAGCUCCGAUCCCUCAAGCUCCACCUCUCCAACACCCCCCCAAGCUCCUCCCAUCCAAGACACUUCUGGGAACAAAUGCAUUCAAGAACUGGGAUACCACGUCGGAGAAUACUGAUGACCUGCCGCUUCGGCCCGCCACUCUACAAGAGAAUCGAGUCAGGGUUGGCAAGCUCAAAGGCAACCACCCACCCAGUGCCGAAUUUCCUAAUCCACCUGGCCCGGCGCGACUUGCUGGCUGCCCGAUCUAUAUGAGCGUAUCUCCUGCUACCCAAGACCAGCUCAUCCUCCCCAAAAACCCCCGCAAGCUCCUCCCGGAGGAGGCAUCUCGCAUACGGAUGCUGUCAACCAGACUGCACAUGUCGCUGAUCGCCACCCAAGGUCUAUCUUAUAUGAAAAAGAGGAUCUUUCACGCAAUGAACUUAGCCGUCUCCUCGGGCUUUCUCGAGCAUUGGAAAGGAUUCUGGGACACGGUAUUUGAAGACUGGGACACUACAGUGGGAAAUGCUGAUGAUAAGCCCUUGAAGCCAGUCACUCUGAUCGACAAUAGAAUCAGAGUUGGCACACUGCGUAUAGACCACCCCCCAAGCGCUGAGUAUCCUGGGCCACCCGGUGCUCACCGACUUCGAGACUGCCCUGUUUAUAUGAGCGUAUCUCCUGCUGCUGGUCUCAACCAGCUCCUCGUACCCCUGUGGAAAGACGAGAGGGGAAGGUUCGUCAAUCCUCGUUAUGUCGAAAUGGAACUGCCACUAGGAGAUGCCCUUGAUCAGGCUAUCCUCAGGUUCGACCGACAUGCGGAAUCUCGGAUCAAAGAAUACAACAUCGCCUGCAUCACCAAUGUUGCUCGCCGCCGACUAAUGCAUUUCGCUGCAGUCGGUACGAGGGUCGCACCUCAUGUCCCAGAAAAUUGUCGAGAACCAACCCUUCUGGUCCCUGAGCCCAUCGGAGACCGUGCGGAAGAGACAGCCGAUGCCUAG
Molecule: messenger RNA, 1041 nt
Organism: Fusarium tjaetaba
Lineage: Eukaryota; Fungi; Ascomycota; Sordariomycetes; Hypocreales; Nectriaceae
Exons: 3
Coding region: 1-1041 (346 amino acids)
Source: RefSeq, a predicted model, not a curated record